Molecule: messenger RNA, 663 nt
Organism: Dermatophagoides pteronyssinus (European house dust mite)
Lineage: Eukaryota; Metazoa; Arthropoda; Arachnida; Sarcoptiformes; Pyroglyphidae
Source: RefSeq, a predicted model, not a curated record
UCAUUAAGUAAAGCAUCAAGUCUGAUCAUCAUCAUCCUAAACCAAAAACCUUUUCGAUUCAAUUAAACAAUCAAUCAUCUUUAUUCAAAAGAAUAAUGGCUACUAUUCAACAAAGAUUGGUGAUCGUAUCGAUUUUAUUGUUUUCCAUUAUUGAUAUUAUUUAUGGAGCACCAAAAGAACUUGUUGAUGAAUUGGAUGCUUCUCGUGAAAUUAUAUUUUCACAAGUUCCAAUGAGUAAUCUUGUACGUAAAUGUUUGGAUAAUAUUCCACUUAAACAUCGUGAACGAUGUUUAACCGAAUCAUUUGAACAAUAUGCAACCAGUUUAUAUCCACAGAAAACACGUUGUUGUACAAAAUGGUCACAAAUAGAAUGUUUAUCUAAAUAUACUUAUAAUAAUAUCUAUUGUAAUGUGCAUCAACAAGAAGCUAUUCAUCGUUUUUUCAAUCAAAUACGUAGUACAUCAGCUGAUGGUUCACCUGAAUGUGUUGAUUAUCGUCCGGUUGAAGAAGAGAUGCGAAAUUGGUCAUCUGAAUUAGGACGUAUACCUAAAUGUGCUGCAAAAAUUGAAUUUUUUGAUAAAAAUGAUUCAUAAAAAUCAUGUUGAUUAAUCCGGUGAAAAAUCAGAUGAUCAGAUUUUACUGUCAUUUUAUUUUUUUAAUUUA